Messenger RNA from Meloidogyne enterolobii, 2378 nucleotides. NCBI's taxonomy places the organism in Eukaryota, Metazoa, Nematoda, Chromadorea, Rhabditida, Meloidogynidae. The record is from the annotation of a GenBank genome assembly.
UAUUAUAUUUUGACAAAGCUUUGCAAAUGUUUUCGCAAUUUUAUUCCUUAGUUUUCCUUAUUACUCUAUUCUUUGUAUUCCAUCUACCGACUCUCUGUCUUAAACUGGAAUUAUUUCAAUUUUCUGAUGAAUUACAACCAAGAAUUUCUUUUUUUCAACAUCCUAUAAAUCUCAAAUUAGAAAAUGCAAUGCGUGAACUUCAUCGUAUAAAUACAGAUCGGGAUACAAUUAGUGUGAAUAAAAAGCGUAGAGCUUUAAAACUUAAUGGAUUCAAUACUGCAAAACGUAGACAUAUUUUGGUUCUUGACGCUGGUACAAGCAUCAACGGGAGUCGUUGCAUAAUCAGUGCCGAUCAAGCCGUACACUUUUGCGGAUUUGCGGAAGAAGUAAAUGAACCACCAAUUCUGCCACAUCUUAACGGAAUUUGUCAAAAGAGUUUAAAAAGCGAGCGAAAUAUAUGCUAUCCUCGCUAUGAGGAGUUGGACAGUAGCUGUACAGAUGCAGCAACUAGCAAUGAACGCUCGGGUUUAGUCGCUCCACCUGUCAUUCCAAAUGCUUUUGCUCGCUCUUUUCUUUUUGUUAAAUACGGAUGUGAUCCAGGAUAUGAAUUGCAAGAUGAGGCUGAUACUAUGUUUUGCCGUGAUCGGGUUUGGGUGCAGACCCCUCCUAUCUGCAAGGGGAAAGGUCUUUGCGAGGUGGAUAAUGGCGGAUGUUCCCAUUCCUGUUUGCAAAUUUUUAUCCAUUUGACACAUGAAUUUCUAGGCAUUUCAUUCGAACAAAAUAGAACUUUGGAAUGCCGUUGUCCAAGAGGUUUAGUUUUAGAUGCGAACGGAAAAACUUGCAUCAAACCACUUGCCGGAUGCGUUUGUUCACCAGUAGAUGAAAAGCAACUAAGUUGCUCUUGUCCGAACUCCGAAAAAUGUCUGCUUGUGCAUGGACGGCCGAAAGUGGAACCUGGAGGCAACUUGAAUAUUACUUGUUCUGCAGUAGCUUUUCCUUUCCCGGAGAUUGUCUGGGAACGGGAACAAGAAGAUACAACCCGAGGAAGAGCUGAUGUUCAUCUUACAACUACAGGAACUAAUAUACGAAGCGAGCAAUUACUUAUCAUUAAACAGAAUACUAACUUUACUUGUCAUGCUCACAAUGAAAUCGGCGAAACAAGUCGUCUCGUGCGAGUAGUGGUUACCGGCCCAGGUUCUGCACCGGUUCUGAGGCAAUUGACAGCUGGAAGAACACGUAUUGAAGUUCACUGGGAGAAACCUCAUGUUAUCAAUCGGCCACUUACUGCUUAUGCUUUAUAUUUCACCACUGAUCCAAUGCUUCCUAUUAAAAGUUGGUCUCAAGUGAAUGUUUCCGCACCAGCAAUUUCUCACGUCAUCAAUGGUCUCAAUUCGGACACGCUCUAUACCAUUCGAGUUAGAGCUCACGAUUCAAUGGGACCUGGCAAAUUAUCUAAUCCUGUUUCUGUGCGCACUCUCCCUCCUGCUAUAAGGCCAUUUGUGUUUAUCCCGGAGGGCACAGAACUACGUGUGGCGCCACGAAUACCAUUUACUAUUAAUUGUAACUUGAGCCGAGGCGAACCAAUUCCUGAUAUGUAUUGGGAGUCUCGUAGUCGGAAUAUUAGUAUUGCACAACAAGGCAGACACAUUGCAUUACAACACUCUGGAUUAUAUGAGAAUAGUGAAUUCUUCUGUGUUGCAGAAAACGAGGCUGGAAGGACUAUUCAGAAGAUUUUUGUACUAGUAACAGGACCCAGUCAACCUGAACGUAUUCGCUAUCACACUGAUGGAGAUACAAUUUUCCUUCAAUGGGAGGAGCCUCGAAUCACUAAUGGACCAAUUGUUGACUAUGAAGUCUUUUACAUUCCAAGCGUUGAUGCUCGUAAACCAGAUCAAGAAUGGACGGUCCAGAGAAGUGGAGGUCCAUCAGAAAGGACGUUAACAUUACGUCCUUUACGUGAGCAGACAGAAUAUAUGGUUAAAGUCAGGGCACUGAACAGGAAUGGGCCAGGCCUUUUUAGCCUUCCAUUUACGUCAAGAACAUGGUUGGCACCACGUCUACCAAUAGUUCAUACCGUUCCUUCCCAUCAAGUUGAAAAAAGGCCAAGUCAAGAAGGUUUUGACGUUCUUUGUGAGGCGGAGGGAGUGCCUAUACCUAAAAUUCUCUGGUGGUGGGAGAAUAGACCCAUUGAGGAUGGAAGUGGUGGAUUUCGUAUUGUUGACAUAGCGUCAUUAGAUGAACAGGUCAAAAGCCAACAAAGACUUUUAUUUCAGUCAACCACCCGAUCAGGAAUAUUGAAAUGCCAGGCAUUAAAUUUUAGUAAAUUUAAAAUAUAGAAAUUUAAGGCAAUUAAUGAAAGAGGAAUAUCUGAAGCUCAA